Messenger RNA from Gossypium raimondii (Peruvian cotton), 2169 nucleotides. Its product is annotated as protein EMSY-LIKE 3. Gene Ontology annotation, biological process: defense response to fungus. The record is from RefSeq and is a predicted model, not a curated record. NCBI's taxonomy places the organism in Eukaryota, Viridiplantae, Streptophyta, Magnoliopsida, Malvales, Malvaceae. The transcript has 12 exons. Gene Ontology annotation, cellular component: nucleus. The coding region runs from base 474 to 1820 and encodes 448 amino acids.
CUCAAACACACGCACUCUCUCUCUCUCUUUCUCUCUCUUUCGCAAUCCAAACCAAAUCUCGUCACACAAAUUUUUUUUCACUCUCUAAACCCUAGUUUCAUCCCUAAUUUUCAUCUCCAAAUCUUUCCUUAAAUUCGUUAAAUCUCAAUAUUUGCUCGAAUUUCAAGCAGAAUUUGAAUUUUCGCAUCGGAGUUUCGCCCUUGACCGAACGUGUUCGGUUUCGAAUUGACUUUUUCUUUCGCGAGCUUAUUUUGCUUGGGAUUCGAAGAACUUUUAUCCGACUUGUUUGAAGUGAAUUUUGGUUGAAAAUUGAGAAAUGUUUGGUGAAAUAAUUUGCUUUCCAUCCUUGGAAUAGGAGGCGUUGGAUAGAAAAGGUAUCUUUCUCAACAAUUUGGUACCUUGAUUCUGUUUCUUCUAUUGGACCAAAGGGUUUUCAUAGCAUUUAGUCAAGAUUGAAUUUUGAAGGAGCUGUCAUGGACUAUGCGCUUUCUGAUAGCAGUGGAACAGAUGAUGACCUUCCUCCUUCACAUCAGAAUAGGUUUCAAAGAGGGGGUCGCACUGCUGCUGGGAAUGGAAGAUCAGCAGUUGCAGGUUCCACUCCUUUGCCUCGAAUGCAUGGCGACAUGGAAACUCAAAUCCAUCUCAUUGAGCAGGAAGCAUACUGUUCAGUCUUACGGGCCUUUAAAGCUCAGUCAGAUGCUUUAACUUGGGAGAAGGAAAGUUUAAUUACUGAACUCAGAAAGGAGUUGAGAGUAUCAGAUGAGGAACAUAGGGAGCUUCUAUUGAGGGUUAAUGCUGAAGACAUCAUCCGUAGGAUAAGGGAGUGGAGAACCAUGAGUGGGCUCCAGCCUGGAAUGCUUAGUACCAGUCAGCCUCUUCAUGACCCUUUACCUAGUCCAAGUGUAUCAGGAUCACGGAAGAAGCAAAAAACAUCACAAUCUGUAGCUUCAUUAUCUAUGGGUGCACCAUCUCCUGCAUUACAUCCAUCUAUGCAACCAUCUUCAUCGGCCUUGAGACGGGGUCCUCCCCCAGGAGCAAAGAGCAAGAAGUCAAAAUCAUCGACACAGUACCCUUCCACAGGUCUUCCCGGAAGGCCACAGCCUCCUAAUCGUACUUCUUCAGGGGCCUUUGCAACAAAUGAACCUGCUGAAGCAGCACCAUACGAUCCAUUAAUUGGAAGGAAAGUUUGGACCAGGUGGCCCGAAGAUAACCAUUUCUAUGAGGCUGUUAUAACAGACUAUAACGCAGCUGAGGGGCGGCAUGCUUUGGUUUAUGAUAUUAAUACGGCAGAUGAAACCUGGGAAUGGGUCAAUCUCAAAGAGAUAUCUCCUGAAGACAUUAAAUGGGAAGGUGAAGAUCCUGGAAUAUCCCGUAGAGGUGGUCGCCCAGGACAAGGCCAUGGGGUUAAGAAGUCCAUGUCUCGUGGUGGCGGGGUUGCCGGAGCAGGAAGAGGUAGGGGGAGUCUAAAGGGUCAGGCCAAAAAGGAUUUUCCUUCGAAGCAAAAUGGUGUUGGAAAAAAGGUUUUGGGUGAUAUUGAGAUACUUCAUACAGAUACUCUAAUUAAGGAGGUGGAAAAAGUGUUUGGCGCUAGCCAUCCUGAUCCCAUAGAGAUUGAGAAAGCAAAGAAAGUGCUGAAAGAACAUGAACAAGCCCUAGUUGAUGCAAUUGCGAGGCUUGAAGAGGCAUCUGAUGAUGAAAGCGAUGGAGAGCAUCGAUUCUCACAAGGUCAAUCAAUGGAUCAAGAAAGAGCAUGGAGAAAACGGCAAUACGAUGAGAUGGGUGAAGGUAGGAUGAUUGAAGGGUCCGAUGGCAAUAAAUGACUCGGCCGAUGAGAGAUAGUCAGCAAAGCAAGAAUUGGGAGGGGUUAACGACUUGUGAUUUUAGCCGCAGCUUUUGUAUAUCCAGUAGCAGUAGCAACAACAACAGCAGUAGCAGCGUCGUCCACUUCGAGUGCUUGUAUCUUGUUUUAUCCUUUUGACCUUAUACCAAGCUAAGGUAAAUGACCUAUCUUUUUAGUUUAUCCGGUUCAUCGGAUUUAGUUUUAUUGUAACUUUAAUUUAAAACUCUAAUCUAGGGAAAUGCUUGUAUUAUGAAUCUUUUAGAUGCUUAGCUCAUAUAUGCCUGACCGUUUUAGAUGUUUUUUAAGUUAUUCAUUUUGUUUGCUUUGUA